CGUGUGAUAUAGUUGAAAGUAGUGCAUCUGCGAUAGUCGAAAGAGACGUAGUUUAUAGCUUGGUCAUUUGUUGUACCUUAGGCAGUAUGUCAUCUUCAUCUACUGAUGUCGCUUUAACGAGACAAGAAGCAUUCAAGGAUUUCUCUUUUUUUGAUGAAGAAACCGUAUCUGUGCAAUUAUCACAAGUUGUAUUACUGUUCCACCCAUGUUAACUACAAAAGAUAUUGAGAGCAGUAAUAUUAUUUUUGACGGAAAUAUAAAUGUUAUAAAUGCAGCCGAUGCCAAUUCAUUUCCUGUAACAUGUGAUAAUAACCUGGAAUCCGAUAAAGAAAUAUUACAGAUAGCGCGAGAUAUUGCUAUCAUUAAAGGGCAAUAUGAUACAAUAUGUCGUAUGCAUGCUUCACUUCUGGUUACAUGUAAAAAUAUUGAUGAAAGAUUAAAGAAAAUGGAGCGCAAGCAUGUAAUACCUUCUGGAGAAGUGCAAUAUCAACUACUUCGUCCAUUAUUGCCAUUAAAAUGUCUUCAACAUAUUAAUAAUUUCGAAGAACUUAUCACAACUAAUGAUUCAGCCCUUUCUCAGUAUAGAAGUUUUAUCUCUAAUAUUGGAGGCUACACAACGAAAGAUAACAUUCAUAGGAUUUCAAAAAAAGUUUUCUCCGAUGAAUGUGCUAAACUUUGUUCAUGGAAAGGGAAAAAAAAUAAUUAUGCUAUGUAUAAUUUAUAAAUAAUCACAGAAAUUAAUGCAGCUGUUGUUUCAUCUCAUAAAUUAAAAGAAAUCGAAUUUGAAGACGUUGCUGCAGAGUGGUUUCGUUUUGCAAAACAACGAAGUAAGAAAAAAUUAGAAUCAACACCGAAGGAAGUA
Molecule: messenger RNA, 862 nt
Organism: Trachymyrmex cornetzi
Lineage: Eukaryota; Metazoa; Arthropoda; Insecta; Hymenoptera; Formicidae
Exons: 5
Coding region: 206-724 (172 amino acids)
Source: RefSeq, a predicted model, not a curated record